Molecule: messenger RNA, 519 nt
Organism: Perkinsus marinus ATCC 50983
Lineage: Eukaryota; Perkinsozoa; Perkinsida; Perkinsidae
Exons: 1
Source: RefSeq, a predicted model, not a curated record
AUGCCCGGUUCUUGUGUUAACAACCAGGUUGGUAAUCAGCCAGCUCCGCUACAUUCUACCGGGAUCUCUAAUCCCAAUCUCCCAGACGACGAGGCCCCCUUCGACGCCUCUCCAAGAUCUACUACUUCUACUAACGACGCCAACCGUCACUCAACUCGGCUGGCCAACCUCCCUGCAGCCCCUGGGCUCGACUUCCCUACAAGCAGAGCUACCAAGGGCAAAGAUUCUAAUUCAAGCUCCUGCUCGAAGAUUCCAAGACCCCCGACCCCUAGGGAACUUGCACUCCCCAAGGGAACUGAUGUACAACUUCGAGCUGAAAUCGACGCCCUCCACGGCGACAUCCAAGCUACUGUCGACCGAUUCGCGUCGGUUGACGAAAGAUUCGACUACAUCGAGCACGAGAUCGGUACUUUGACUACUACGGUCAACUCCCUUUCGUCGGAUGUCACCCUCAUGAUCGACAAGCUUAACGACGUUCUCGACAAGAAGCCAGACUCGACUUUGUGUCCCCCCUCUACU